Messenger RNA from Fraxinus pennsylvanica, 366 nucleotides. NCBI's taxonomy places the organism in Eukaryota, Viridiplantae, Streptophyta, Magnoliopsida, Lamiales, Oleaceae. The record is from the annotation of a GenBank genome assembly.
AUGAGACCAUCAGGCUUGAACGAUGUUAAAGUAUGGAUGCGAUGGUACUACUACCCCGAGGAGUCCAUUGGGAGUGGCAGCCAGUUCCAUAGUGCCUCUUCUUGUCAGACCAUUAUGAUAUGCAAAGUUCUCACACCAUUUAUGGCAAGUUUUAUCGUCACACUGUUAAGAAGUGCUCCAAGCUCGAGAACGUGGGGUCUGAGGAUAAUUACUUUUGGGGAUUUGUGUACAAGGCUACUACUGGAGGGUUCACUCCCUACUGGUUUGCUGUGUAUUACAAGUGUGAAAUGCCUUAUAAAUCAAAUAAUCUCAUGUUGCAAUGUGAAGGGUUCAAGGGCUAGUUUCAUCCUUCUUGCAUGGAUAUGA